This is a messenger RNA of Lathyrus oleraceus (garden pea), 462 nucleotides long. RefSeq lists its product as uncharacterized. Lineage: Eukaryota; Viridiplantae; Streptophyta; Magnoliopsida; Fabales; Fabaceae. The record is from RefSeq and is a predicted model, not a curated record. The transcript has a single exon. The coding region runs from base 1 to 462 and encodes 153 amino acids.
AUGACCUCUGAGGCUUUCAAGCUAAAAGGCCUCUCUGAAAAAGUCCGCAACGACUUCAUCAGAGAAGUUGGAGAAAGGCUGCAGGAACGUCUGGUCAGAGAGGCAGAAGAGAAGGCGAGAAGAGAAGCAGAAGAGAAGGCUCAUCUGGAAGAAGAGAAAAUGGCCAGAGAAGCUGCUGAGAAGGCUGCUGCUGCUGAAGCUGAAGCAAAAGCGAAAGCUGAUGCUGAAGAAGCAGCACGCAUAGCUACAGAAGAAGAUGCAAUAGAAAGUAAUGAUGCUUUGACUCAGGGGGAGCAAUCUCACUCUGUUUUCGCUCCUCUUGUCCUAAAGACUCUGGAAGAGCUGCAGAAGGAGCAACAGAUAGUAAGAGUAAGACUGGAUCAACAGGACUCCGUCAACAACAACAUUCAGAACCUACUGACUCAGCUGCUCCAAAGGAUGCCUCCGCCUCCGAACCCUUAG